Molecule: messenger RNA, 2015 nt
Organism: Trypanosoma grayi
Lineage: Eukaryota; Euglenozoa; Kinetoplastea; Trypanosomatida; Trypanosomatidae
Exons: 1
Source: RefSeq, a predicted model, not a curated record
AUGGAAGAUCGAGUUCUUCUUGUUGGCGAAGGAGUUUCUGUUCCUAAGCGUGUGGAAAAACUUCUUAUGAAAUCGUUUGUUACUCUUGGGGGGAUUAUUGGGUUGCUGAAUUGCGAUGUUGAUGGUGUUUUGUCUUGUGUGGUAGAUUUGAUUGAGGCGCGGGAUUAUUUCUGUAGGCUGUGCGGUGGCGAGGAUGUGUUGGCGGGUUCUGAUGUAGAGGAUGCUACAAGGGCGGAAUGUGUGCACGUAAUGAAACGGGCUAUUGCACGUCUUUCCCCUAGUGUUUUGGAGGACUCGACGCUCCGUCUUCCUGUGAAGAUGCAGCGGUGUGUGCAGGAGACGAUACAAGAGCUUGAGCGGCUGCGUGAUGGUACGGAGGAGGCGUCUGAUCUUGUGGUGAAACUUCAGCAGGAUGUGCAGACACUGAUGAACGCCGGCGAAGCAUCACUUCGGCUGCUUCGGGGUGAUGCGUCUACAACUAUGGCUGUUUCAGGUGGAGGUGCAGGCGAGGGUGGGAGUGGGCGUCUGAGUGUGUCUCUACUUGCCCGCUCACUUGUGUCGUAUGCCGGUGAUAAUGCCGGCCGUUUGCGUGACCUCCGUGCCGCUUGUGAUGAGUGUAGCGGUAUUCUUGCGCAGGCUCGGCGGUGCGAACUCCCCAGCACCUCGCUGAAUUCCUCGACAGCAUCCUCCACUGCGGACGCAACUUCUGAGCUGCUGCUAGUGGACCAUUGUAGGGAAAUUGUGAACGAGCUGCUUGUGCUACGUGCAGGGCGUCGUUCGAGCUUGGCUGUGAUGGAGCGUGGCGCCGCCGAGAGUGAGCAGCUGGUGGCGGCCGCACACAGCGCGGUGGAGGCGCUGUCGUCGGCGCUCGAUGAGAGUAGCAGAACAACGGCAGCAGCAGCUUCGGUUGGGGCGUUGUGUGCGCAGCUUGAGUCGUGCGCUUACACCGCGGCAAAGCAGCUGCGUGAGCGGGACCGUCUCAUGCAUGCGAGCGCGGCUCUGCUCCAGGAAGCGUUGGCGCCUGGAGUUGAUUGUAUUAGUCCGCGUGGGGGCGAGGUGCUGCUAUCGAUUGCGGGCGAUGCUGUCCGUGCGCUGGAGGCGGGUCGCGUGGAGCUUGAUAGCGUACGUGGUGCGCUCGAGCAGUCGCGUGGCCACGUGGAGGAGCUGCAGCGGCGCGUGGAGAAAGAGGCGUGCGACCACCGUGCCUCAAUGGUGGCGCAGGUGCAGGCGCAUGACGAGACACAGAGCCAGCUGAAGGAAGCGAUGGAGCGGCAGGUGGCCGCCACAGCUCAUGCAGCGAAGCUCCUGCGCACACUCGCAGGGUUUUCUGGAAGCGUCGCUGCGAUCACGCUGCACAGCGGUCUGGCGAAGGAAGGGGGCACAGGCACAGCAGAGGAGCGGCCACAGGACCAGGAACAACAAGAGGCGGUGGAGGUGCAGGAUAGUGAUGUGGUAAGCAGAGAACGGUUAGACGCCAUUCUUGCGCACUGUGCAGACAUCAUGAUGGAGCUGGAAACAACGAAGGCCAGGGCGAAGCUUCUGGCAUCGGAGGCGGACGAGCUGCGCGGAAGGCUGCGCGACAAUGAAGAUGCCAUGCGUGAGCUCGAGUUCCAAGUGCGCAGCGUAGAGGCAAAGGCCGCCACUCGUGGCGCGGAAAUGUCAGACGAGACGGCCUUCCUCCGGGACGCCCUCGCGGCGAGCGAGGCGGAGUGCGAGAAGAUGCAACAACAGGCGCAGGCGCUGGAGAGGCGUCUUGACGGACUUCGGGCUGAGAUGGCGGAGUCCGUCCGCUCGCACGGCAGCGAGCGCGACAGUCUAUCCAAGGUGCACUCCUCCCUGCUCUCUGAGAACCAGGAAAUGCAGCAACAGCUGGAGCAGCUUGGCGAGGAGCUUCGGGCAGGCAGAAGAGAAGUGCAGGGGUUCCUGCGUGAGAGUCAGGCGUCAUCGCUGUCUGAGGCGGCACUGCGGUCGCGGGGCGCCGCGGCGGAGGCGGCCCUCGGCCUGCUGGCCCGCGA